GCUAGUGCCCACACCCCUCCUCCACUCUCAGCUCACAGUCUCCCUUUUUCUCUCUCUGUCUGCUGUGGACCAGUGUUUCUCCUCACCCUUCUUUAACUUCUAAACUGCACCUCUCGUAUUCUGACUUUAAGGGCUUCCAUCUGGAUCUCAGCCCUUUACUUUUCAUUCUUUUGUGGGUGGGGAGGGGGGCGUGGGGACCCUCUGAAAAGACGCCGUGUGUGGUUGGCGCUGUGAGGACAUCCGGUUGUCGUGCCGUCAUCAUUAAACCAAGGGACCAGACUUGACCGCCAUGAAUGUUCAGCUGCUGCUUCUGUUGGCCUUCUGUGCCUUCACACAUGCGAGCCCCACAAUCCUCCCUACAGGCCAUGACGUUCUGGCGACUGACUCCGUAGCAGACGUCACCCUGGACGCCACAGAAGCCAACAAAGAUCUUGACGUGGUCACUGUUCCUCCAUCAACCCACCCUGUGACCGCCGAACAGCAAGAUGUGGUGGACGUCACGACCGAAGCGCCCUCUCCUCAGGUGACGCACGGUACUGAAGAGAACGAAGUUGAAACCGAUACCCCCGCUCCGGCUGCUACUGAGGCCCCUGAACUCCUUAACACCAACCCCCCUGCUGUUGAGAGCGCCCCCACAGAGGCUCCUGAAGAUGCUGAGGUCAUCCCUCAGUGGACGGAAGCUGUCAAGACUGACACGUUCAACGAGGUGGUUGUUGAAGACGACGCAGAGGAGGGCCUGAGCUCGGGCCAGGUCGUCGGCAUCGUGAUUGGCGCUCUGUUGGCAGUGGUCAUCGUCAUCGCUGUAGUGAUUGCUGCCGUGAGGAGGAUGGGAAAAUACUCCCCAUGAAGAAGAAUAAGACGAAGGCGGCCAAGCAGCAGGAGCCAUCAAAGUUCUGGAAAUCCUGAACUACUGAACUGUGACGUCAUAUUCAAUCAUUAAAACAAACAAACAAAAAAGUUAUUAUAACACCAGAACUUAAUGAUUCUAAGCAGGACUCAGAACUGUUGCCCAAAGGAAAAGAUGUGAGGCUAGUCUGUGUGCACAGCAUGUAUGAUAUGUACUGUAUGUAAGACAACAGCGACAUCCCGCUGAUUUACCUCCAUGACCCCAAAGCCAAUGGAGGGAUUCAUAUAAACACAAUGCACAAAGGAAUUUCACAACAAGACGUGAUCUGGCAUCAGCGCUAUAGUGAUGUACUGCAGUGAUUAGAUUAGUUUGUGUGUGUGUGUCUUUUUAAAAUGUUUUUUUUUUUUUCUAUAUAUGGAUGGAUAUUUUUAUUCUGGGGUGGGGAAACUUCCAUUGAGAGUUUGUGAGCUAGGCUAAGUCCUGGUUCAAGAAAAACUGACAUUAAGACUAUAGAAAUAGAUUAAAAGGACCCUACCAAUUUGGAUUCUGGGGUAGUGUGAAUGCUUAAAUUGUAAUUGACACUGUGCAAAGAUAAAUAUAUUUCUUUAACGAAAGUGAAAAACAUUAUGGAGUGCCGUACUUAAGUUUGUAUGUUAGUUAGCAGGCUACUUCCUGGUUCAAGAAGACUGACAAAAAACUUUGGACUUAACCAAAACAGACUCUGUAUUCAUGUGUGAGGAAAAUGCAUUGGUCAGGAUUCACACAGCAGAAAGAGAAAGUAAUGUCUUUAACAAAAGUUACGCCAUAUUUGUGUUCGUUUGUUAGUUAUCAUGCUACUUCUUGGUUCAGAAAUGACGUAAGACUUAAGGCUAAGCCAAAAUAGACGCUACCAAUUCUGGGAUACGGGGGAGGUUUCAAUCAUGACUCAAAUGGCAACCAGAGAAAAUAUCAUGGACAGCUGAAUUUGUGUGUGCCUGCUCGUUGGCUAGCAGGCUACUUCCUGGUUCUAAAAGAAUGACGUAGAAAAGAAUUUGGUAGGGUCCUUUUUGGCGAUUCCUAAAGGUUUAGGAAUCGCCAAAAAGGACCCUACCAAAUUACAUAUUCGUGUAGGUCAAAUGCUUCUAUUGUGAUUUAGACUGCAGAAAAAGUAAUACAUUGCCUUAACAAAAGUGAAAAUCACGUAAUGCCAUAUUUGUGUUUGUUCCUUAGUUAUUAGCAGGCUACUUCCUGGGUUAAGAAGGCUAAGACAAGACUUCAGGUUGAGCCAAAACAGACUCCCAAUUCUGUGACAAGGGAACUUUUCUAUUUUGACUCUAAUGGAUGAAAGGAUAAAUGACAUGGAAAGCUGAAGUUUUGUGCGUGUGUGUGUGUGUGUCCAUCUGUUUGUGAGCUUGCAGGCUACUUUCUGGUUAGAGAAGCGUUUAAGAAGAAGACUUUAGGAAUAGAGAAGAAGGGCUCAAGCAUUAUAGAACUCUACCCAUUCUGAAGCGAUGGGAACUUUGCUAUCGUGAUUCAAAUGCCAAAAAGAGCAAAUAUAUUUCUCUAACAUAAAUGAAAACAUUGUGGAAAUUUGUUUUCAAGAAGUCUAUUUCCUGGUUCAAGCAGCAUGACAUAGACUAUCUGAAUAGAAAAGAAACGAAUCAAGUGAUUUAUAUUCUGGGGAAUGUUUGCUAUCCUGUCUCAAAUGGCAAAAAAAUAAAAGAAAAUAUCCACAUUUAUCUGGAAUUGAAUUAAAUUUCAAUGAGGUUUUUCCUCUGCAUUUGUGGAAUUUUUUUUUAAUGCUAAAUCCUGCUAGCUAACAAACCAACCAACAAAAAGUGAUCAUUUCCGAAUGAGAUAAUUAAUGAAUAAUUAAUUAAUGAUGCAAGAGAAAACUAGUGAGUACGUAACAAUGAUUACAAAUUUGAUGUCUCACGACUCCGUCAAAACUGAUGCUGCGCUUGCAUAAGCUAGCAUUAGUGACUAGGAGACGUGCGGCACAUCCAGACCAAUUAGCAAGCAUUUCGUCAUUUAUCCCCAGUCGCUGACAUUUCGUUGGCAAACUGUAUGAAGCACCUUGUGCAGAAAUGGCCUGGAAUGGUCCAGAGAGUUUAAUUAUCAAAAAAAAAAAAAAAAAAAAAAAAAACCCACAAUGACGUGACAUUCUGCCUCCUUUGACACUGACAUCUAAAAAAGCCUAAUACAUAUCUGUGAUAUUUAGCAGAAGGGUUUGCGCCACUAACACUGGUAGAUUAGAGCCAUGUUAGAGUGCGUUAUCAAUGUGAACCUAAUGUACUUUUUCAAUUGACACCUCUUCUUGAAAACAAAUAGCUGCACUGUUGAAGUCUCACACAUAUCCGCUGUUGUUGUAAUAGCUGAUAAGCAGAAUGGCCGUUCAGUCUUCAAACUGAGUUGAAGUGUAACAGGCCUGCUUUGUUCUCUUUUUUAUGCAUAAAAGGGUGUACAAAUAAUUAAUUCUCCGCUUGGCUUUGCUUGCUUUACAAAACUUACGUAAUGUGCACUGAAUGAGUGAUGUAAUCAUUAAUGAAUAGGCUUAAAGACACAGCAAAUGUUUGCAACGACGUGUUUUGUUUUUCCUUCCUCCUGCUUUGCCAUGUGCCAUUAUUACCAACAGGUCUAAUGUGUGACGUCUGACUGAUUUGAAGCCUUUUAUUUAAUUUCUUUCUGUUCAUAUUGUUUCAUUAAUAAUAAUAAAAAUCAUAAAAACAGCAAA
Molecule: messenger RNA, 3560 nt
Organism: Phyllopteryx taeniolatus (common seadragon)
Lineage: Eukaryota; Metazoa; Chordata; Actinopteri; Syngnathiformes; Syngnathidae
Gene: pdpn
Exons: 4
Coding region: 290-847 (185 amino acids)
Source: RefSeq, a predicted model, not a curated record